Messenger RNA from Neoarius graeffei (lesser salmon catfish), 1191 nucleotides. RefSeq lists its product as uncharacterized. NCBI's taxonomy places the organism in Eukaryota, Metazoa, Chordata, Actinopteri, Siluriformes, Ariidae. The record is from RefSeq and is a predicted model, not a curated record. Bases 262 to 1191 code for a protein of 309 amino acids. The transcript has 3 exons.
AGCUCGUCAGGAAUCCCAUUUUCAUGUAUCGUUUUAAAAUUUGUUUUCUUUGUUGAGGACGUGUUCUUGAAUUCAGCUCGCCUUUUGUAAUGCAUACAGCUCGUUAGGCUGGAAUCCCCCACUAAAUGUUCACAUUCCAGACCAUUGUCACCUCAAGCUGGACCUCCCACAAAACCUGUCCAUGUGUAAUAAAUAGCAAGACGUUGCACAUUUGAUUUUUUUCAGCAUUUUCAUAUAGGACAACACAUUUCUUUGGUGACAAUGGAGACUGCUGCGUUCUACAUGGCACGGACUGUCGACAGACCAAAACGUCUUGUAUCCAAAACAGCGCAGCCCUUGCAACACGCUGCCAAAAAACGGGGGUCUGCUAAGCCAGCUAGCACGCCUGCAAAAUCCAAAGUGCGCCUUGUAAGGAAGAAAUCGGCUGUGACAGUGGCAACAGCCGGCGGCAGAACAGGCUGCUCUGGACUUUACAAGGAAGAGAUUAGGAUUAUGAAAAAGCAACUAAAUGACAUGGACAAUCGCUUGAAGACAGUGUCAAGAGAAUUGGAGGUGGAGAAGCAGUUUAGAAAGGCUGUGGAGGAACAUCUUAACAAGGCAGUGGAGGACCGUGCAAAGGCAGAGGAACGCUUCAAGAAGGUGGAGGAACUUCUGCAGCGGCUGGUUAACCCCCCACCUGCGGCAGCGCAGCUCACAGCUCACCAGGCCACGGCAGCGCAGCCCACAGCUCACCAGGCCACACUAGCACAACCACCAGCACCGCACACAACUGCUAGUGCUAGACGGCAAUUGACUUUCAACGCCACCCCAUCAACCCUUGGACCCAGGGUCCCGGCUGGAACUCCCCUGCCGGACAUUGAGCUCAGGGUCCUCUCUGCUGAGCGAGACGAUUACCUGUUCAGGCAGAGCCAACAAAGAGGCCAGCACAGGCCAGACAUUUAUGCCGCGAAUGUGUUCAUGGCUCUGACGCCAUUCGAAGAGUAUCAGCGGUGGGGGAAAAUGGUUAAUUGGAGUGGGUCACAAGGCAAGGCCACCUUGCCGCACAAUCUAAAGAAAAAAGUGCAUCAAUUAACCACAGAACGUUUUCCUGAUUUGUCUCCGGAAAACUGGGUCAAAAUCCGAAACCGGAUCAACGAAAGACUGCGAAGCCCCCGAAAAGUAGACCCUGAGGCGGAACGAAUUGGCCACUGA